Messenger RNA from Anoplopoma fimbria (sablefish), 1600 nucleotides. RefSeq names its product Rab acceptor 1 (prenylated) (gene rabac1). Gene Ontology annotation, cellular component: Golgi apparatus. The record is from RefSeq and is a predicted model, not a curated record. The coding region runs from base 102 to 725 and encodes 207 amino acids. NCBI's taxonomy places the organism in Eukaryota, Metazoa, Chordata, Actinopteri, Perciformes, Anoplopomatidae. The transcript has 6 exons.
AAGCAGGAAGUCAGAGAAACGUCCACAUCACAUCCGUGAACCAAAACAGCAACAAAAGGUCUCAGGCAGUCCCACCAAGGGUCCACUCAGACAGCGUGUAGAUGCCAUCUGGAGCUCCAACAGGGGAGAACUGCCUUGUCGACAUGGACAGCAAGGCUGGAGAUCUGUUCGGUGCUGAGGAGGCUCAUCCAACCGGCACAGGUGGAGCUGGAAUCAUGGCAAAGCUCUGGCUCCCCAAAGGCCUCUCAGUCAGUAUGGCUAAAGAGUGGAUCGACAGGCGUCGCAUGUCCAUUCGACCUUGGGCCAGCUUCGUGGACCAACGCAAGUUUUCGAAACCACGAAACUUUGGAGAGUUGUGUCAGAGGAUGGUGAAAAACGUGGACACUUUCAACAGCAACUACACCUUCAUCUUCCUGGGUCUCAUCCUCUACUGCAUUAUCAGCUCUCCCAUGCUACUGAUCGCCUUGGCUGUGUUUGCUGGUGCCUUCUACAUAAUUCACCUCAAGUCCCUGGAGUCCAAACUGGUUAUCAUGGGCAAGGAGCUGACUGUCCCUCACCAGAUGAGUCUGGCUGGAGCUGUUUCUCUACCUGUGUUCUGGUUGGCUGGAGCUGGAGCUGCAGUCUUUUGGGUUCUAGGAGCGACGCUGUUUGUGAUUGGCUCUCACGCUGCGUUCCGUGAGCUGGAGGCAUCUGAAAUGGAAGAGCUCCUCAUGGAGCCCGUGUGAAGAGCAGACUGAACCCUCAGCGGGUGCAGGUCAACGAUCAGUCUUCACUUUUACCCUGUAAUCACGUUAGCUCAGAGGGGUUGAGGAAGAACUGCUCCUUGAUCUGUUCCUUAGCUAUGCGUGUGUCCUGUAUGCCCUGUUUUAGAUUGCAACUUGUUUUGCCUCUAAAGUAGUUAUUGUUACACACUCAUUCAUACACAUUUCCUUCCAUAUGCACAAAUGAUUCAUUUGUUAAUAAGUAUUUAAGCACAUUACCAGACAGAUGAUAUGCCUUUCUCUACAUAUGUUAAACCUUGGAUGCCUCUGGUUUGUGUCAAAUAGCCUCUUGCUCCCUGCAGUGUUUCAUAUUAAAUGACAUAUCUUUCAAUUCAAUAAUCUCUGCUGUAGAUAUCUUCAGAAGUAGCUUCUGGGUCCAUAACAUCUGACAAGAUUGCUGCUUUCUUAUGUAAAGAUAAUGUAUACAGUAAAUGCAUUGUUUGCUAUUCUAAACUGCUAAGAUAAAAGAAUAAUUUUCCAAAGGAAAAGUGCCAUUUAAAGCUUUAAGAUGAUAAUGCACAAAGAAAACUAAAUGUUUUAUUUAAGAGGAUACAAAACCAAAUUAGGUAUCUCAGAUAGGGUACUUAACAUAGACAUGUGGAUGAGAUGACAUCUUUAAAGGUCAGUAGAUAGUAACUGUUUUGUAUUGGGGAUAAUGUGGUACUUUGGUGUCUCUAUGCAUAUUUAUCAAAUCUGCUUACAACAAACAGAUCUAAAGGUCACUCUGUAAAGCUGAAAUCUUUCUUUUUUGAAAUUAUUCAUUAUUCAUUUGUUUACAUUUUGAUGUAAGUUUGGGUGUUUUUGUAUUUAAAUUCUGGAAGUGCAAUAAACCCCUGAUG